This is a messenger RNA of Durio zibethinus, 3836 nucleotides long. RefSeq names its product G-type lectin S-receptor-like serine/threonine-protein kinase At4g03230. Lineage: Eukaryota; Viridiplantae; Streptophyta; Magnoliopsida; Malvales; Malvaceae. Gene Ontology annotation, molecular function: ATP binding; protein serine/threonine kinase activity. Gene Ontology annotation, biological process: protein phosphorylation; recognition of pollen. Gene Ontology annotation, cellular component: plasma membrane. The record is from RefSeq and is a predicted model, not a curated record.
UGGUAUGUUAAAUUUAAGAAUUAAGACCGUCAAAGAAACGUGAAAUUCACUUAAGUGGAAGACCUUCACCAUCAUCUUGCCCUUCUAAUUGGUUUUAUAAUUCCAACCAAUAAACUACUGGCAUUUGGAUGGAUGUAUUUACAAAAGGGCCCUCUCAGUUGAAGUUGAGAAAUUGGACAUCGGCAGUUCCGGUCUUUCUGGCCUUCAACCUUAUUUUAAUGUAAACACCUUUAAUAAUUAAAAGUCCACUUUUCGCAGAAAGUUUCAGUUCCCUCAAAUUAGAUGCCCAAAUUUUCUUAUCCCGAAGAUCGGUAUGAAAAGGCUUAAAUGCGGCAGCUGCUUAACUACAAGAGUACGUUCUAGUCAACGUGGUACAAUCAUACGCUUCUAACUACCAUGCUGAUGAAAAAUAUAUAGUGCUCGUAUUCUUAUGUAAUGGCGUCCUUGAGGGGCAGCACUAGAACUAUAGGACCUUAAGCACAUGCAUUCUUCAUUUCAAGCUCCACAUGUUUUAUCCUAGCUUCUCUAUGUUUGCCUUGUUCUUGUACUUUGGCCUUACCUGCUGCUUUGCAAGAGACACCAUAACGUUUGACAACCCAAUUAAUAGCUCGGGAGGGCCACUUAUAUCUGCGAGUGAGAAAUUCGCGCUUGGGUUUUUCACUCCUAAUGGAAGCUCCCACGGGGAACGAUACGUUGGCAUCUGGUAUUACGGCUUGGAGCCACGGACAAUUGUGUGGGUUGCUAACAGAGAAGAAUCAGUGUCUAAUUCCACGACCUGGUUUUUUGGAAUUGGCAAUGAUAGCAACCUCAUGCUUUCUGAUAGAAGAAGCCGUCGUAAGAUGUUGACCACUCUGAAAGGCAUUUCAGCUCCUUCUACGAUGACGCUGAAGCUCUUGGAUUCUGGAAACCUGAUUUUAAUUGAAGGUCAAGAUAAUGGCUCAACAAGAGUGGUCUGGCAAAGUUUUCUUCAUCCGACUGAUACAUUUCUUCCAGGCAUGAAGAUUAGUGAAACCCUAAGGUUGACUUCAUGGAAAAGUCAACAUGAUCCCUCACCGGGACGCUUCGUUUUUCGGCAAGAUGUAGAAAGAGAAAACCAAUAUAUCAUCACUAAUAACGAAAUGUCGUAUUGGAAAAGCGGAUUAUCUGGAAAUUUCAUUACCAAUGAUGAGAUUCGUCCUUCUGUUUCCCUUAUGCUGCUGAAUAUCAGUAACAGUGAAAGGGGAAGAGAGGAAUAUUGUUCCAUUUUGAAGUAUAGGUCAGGCUGUAAUAAUACGCUAACCAAAAGCUAUGACUACAGCAACACCAGAUUAGUCAUGGGUUUCGAUGGGAAGUUGCGGCUAUUUGGAGGGGAUAAUCAGACGGAUUUGAAAUGGUUGGAGCCAAGGGACAGAUGUAGCGUGUUUGAUGCUUGUGGUAAGUUUGGUAGCUGCAAUAAGGAAAACAGGGUACCCUGCAAGUGUUUACCUGGGUUUAAACCACAAUCACCGGAAAAUUGGAAUAAUGGAGACUUUUCAGAAGGGUGCACAAGAAAUUCUCCGGUAUGCAGCCAACACGGUAAGGAUGAGACAUUCUUGAAAUUAAGCAUGAUGAAAGUGCAAAAGCCAAAUCCAGUGUUUGCAGUCAAUGAUAAAGAUGAAUGCAAGAGAAGGUGCCUUGAAACCUGCGCUUGUCAGGCUUAUUCAUUUGGUGAAGUUGAAAACUACCUGAGGAGUCGUGCAAGUAAUCUUACUUGCGGGAUUUGGAUGGAGGAUCUAAACAAUAUUCAGGAGUCAUAUACAAAUAGGGGUCUUGACCUCUUUCUCCGCGUGCAGCUUUCUGAAAUAGGAAACAGAACUUGUGAGACUUGUGGCAUCAACAUCAUUCCCUACCCUCUUAGCACUGGAUCGAGUUGUGGUGAUCCCAUGUACUUCAGUUUCAAUUGCCAAACUGAUACCGGUCAGAUUAGCUUCAAUGCAAGUGGUCGAACCUACCGAGUUACUAGCAUUUAUCCGGAUAGACAAAGGUUUUCCAUCCAACUUGAAGAUGCAAAAAAAUGCAGGGUGAGGGAUUCACUGGAAAAGCUUCUGCAGUUUCCUGGGACUUCACCAUUUUUUGUGAGCAGUACUUGCAUUCCUACCAGGAAUAGUUUUAGUACAGAUUCUUUAAGUGAAGAUAAAUGGUUUUAUGAGGUAGAAAUUGGGUGGAAUCUACCGUUAGAGCCAACCUGCGGUUCAUCUGAAGACUGCAAAGAUUGGCCAAACUCAUUUUGCAAUGUAGCAGCCGAUGGGAAAAAUAGAUGCAUCUGCAAUUCAUCCUUUCAAUGGGAUCCAUCAAAAAUCAGUUGCACUUCAGAAUCUUACUCGAAUCAACGCCAAGGACCUUUGGAGAAACAGAAGCCAUUAUCUCUGAUCUUCCUGGGGGUCACUGCAGUCAUGCUGUUUAUCUUGUGCACUGCUUUUGCUUUGUAUCAUAAGAGGAGAAGAAGAAUGGUCAGGAGACAAGGAAAUUGGGAAUUGAGCUUGUACAACAGUGAGAGACGAGUCCUAGAUUUUAUAAAUUCAGGCGACUUCAGAGAAGAUAAUAAAAAAGACAUUGAUGUGCCAAAUUUCGAUCUGGAAAGUAUUUUAGUUGCCACAGAUAACUUUGCCGAAGCAAACAAGCUUGGACAAGGGGGCUUUGGGCCUGUUUACAAGGGUAAGCUUCGAGGAGGACAAGAAAUUGCUAUAAAGAGGCUUUCAAGAGGUUCAGGCCAAGGCUUAGAGGAAUUCAAGAAUGAAGUUGUUUUGAUUGCCAAGCUUCAACACCGUAAUCUUGUUAGACUUUUGGGCUAUUGUGUUAAAGGAUAUGAGAAAAUGUUAAUCUACGAAUAUAUGCCCCACAAAAGUUUGGAUACCUUCAUAUUUGAUCGAACGCGAUGUGUGUUAUUGAACUGGGAAAAACGCUUUGACAUUAUUUUGGGAAUUGCUCGAGGGAUGCUUUAUCUCCACCAAGAUUCUAGGCUGAGGAUUGUUCACAGAGAUUUGAAAGCAAGCAAUAUUCUACUAGACGAGGAGAUGAACCCAAAAAUAUCUGAUUUUGGCUUGGCAAAAAUUUUUGAAGGAAAACAAAUAGAGGCGAGCACAGAUAGAGUAGUUGGUACAUAUGGCUACAUGUCUCCGGAAUAUGCACUCGAUGGAUUUUUCUCAAUCAAAUCAGAUGUUUUCAGUUUUGGUGUGGUACUACUUGAGACUGUCAGCGGGAAAAGGAACACUGGAUUUUAUCAGGCCGAACAACCCUUAAGCCUCUUAGGUUAUGCAUGGAGAUUGUGGGAAGAUGGCAGGGCUUUGGACUUAUUAGAGCAGGCAUUGCGUCAAACAUGCAAUACAGAUGAAUUUCUGAGGUGUGUUAAUGUUGGACUCUUAUGUGUACAAGAAGACCCGAGUGACCGUCCCACCAUCUCAAAUGUGCUUGUCAUGCUUGGGAGUGAAACUCUAAGUCUUCCAAUUCCGAAACAGCCUGCAUAUGUUGUGAGAAGGUCUCUUUUCAGCUCAGCUUCUUCUUCCAGUAAACAGCAAUGGGAUCCAGAGAUUAUGACCACAUUGGAAGAGGGCCGAUGAUUGCGAAUGCCGCCUUCUCGUCAACCUCUCAAGUUCAUCACAAACUGAUUCUUAUGUCCAAUUAUAUGUCGAAAUUAAUUGUUUUGGAGUAAGAAUUAACUUGAGCUGCAUUCCCCCGUUUGACAUAUGUAAAAUCCCUCCUGAAAUUUUGAAUGACAUCUGUCUUUGACUAUUAUUACUUUGGAUUAUUUUGCUAGUUGCGGUGAUGAGAUUAUGUUUGAUAUAUAAAAUUAUGAUAAUAUAAGAUUAUAGAUAAGAUUA